AUGAGUUCACAGAGAGGAAACGUGCAGCGAUCGCGGCCUCAGAAGCACCGGAAUGCUACCGUGUUUAAGAACGACAAGUAUGACAGCAACCACCUCACCAAGGUGAGCACCGCACCAUGUGACCAUCACCGGAACUGGCCAUCCGGUCACCGGGUAUCGCCCUGCCAGGCUGCGGUCACCGGGUAUCCCCCUGCCAGGCUGCGGUCACCGGGUAUCGCCCUGCCAGGCUGCGGUCACCGGGUAUCGCCCUGCCGGGCUGCGGUCACCGGGUAUCCCCCUGCCAGGCUGCGGUCACCGGGUAUCCCCCUGCCAGGCUGCGGUCACCGGGUAUCGCCCUGCCAGGCUGCGGUCACCGGGUAUCGCCCUGCCAGGCUGCGGUCACCGGGUAUCGCCCUGCCAGGCUGCGGUCACCGGGUAUCGCCCUGCCAGGCUGCGGUCACCGGGUAUCGCCCUGCCAGGCUGCGGUCACCGGGUAUCGCCCUGCCAGGCUGCGGUCACCGGGUAUCGCCCUGCCAGGCUGCGGUCACUGGGUAUUGCCUGCUAUGGUCUUAAUAUGUGGACAGAGCAUGUCGAAAGGGAAUGA
Molecule: messenger RNA, 583 nt
Organism: Pelobates cultripes (western spadefoot toad)
Lineage: Eukaryota; Metazoa; Chordata; Amphibia; Anura; Pelobatidae
Source: the annotation of a GenBank genome assembly